GACAAUCCUUCAGCCAUGUCGGACGAUCGUAAACGGAGCUACGAUGAUGAUGGUCAACAAUUUCCUAGGAAGGAGCGCCGCACUGGAAAAGUUAUCAAGAUAUUGUGUCCUUACUAUUGCACAGGUGCUGUGAUAGGAACCAAAGGAGCAGCUAUUGAUCAAAUCAAGCAGGAAAGCGGUACUAACAUUCAGGUCUCUAAAGGAGCUGCUAGGUUUCCUAAAACUGAUGAACGAGUUAUAGCAAUAUCAGGAGAAUUAGAAGGCCAAAUGAAGGUAAUUCAGUUUGUUCAGGAUAAAAUCCGUACUGAAAAGCCUUCACCUCAAGCAAAGGGAGUCAGAUUUGACAAAGUAGAUGCUCGUAAAAGUAUCUGUAAAAUUGUUGUGUCAGAUCAAAGUGUAGGGAAACUUAUUGGAAAGGGUGGAGCUAAUGUUAACCGCCUAAAAGAUGAUCAUCAAGUGAAGAUCACCAUGACUAAACCGGCUGAUGCUGUUGCUGGUUUGAGUGAGCGCAUAGUUUCUGUUGAGGGUGAUGAUAAAGGGGUUGACAAUUGUGUUGCUGAUGUUAUAAAAGAAGUUUAUGAAGAUGACAGAGUAAAUAUGGAUUACAAUUUGGACUAUAACCAAUUUCAGAUGGAUCGUGGUGGUUAUAGCAAUAACAGCAGUGGUGGUUAUGGUAACCAAGGAGGUGGUUAUGGAAGUCAAGGUGGGGGUUAUGGGAACCAAGGUGGCUACGGAAAUCAAGGUAGCGGUUAUGGCAAUCAAGAUGGUGGUUAUGGCAACCAAAGUGGUGGUUAUGAUAAUCAGGGCGGUUAUGGUAAUCAACCUGGAUAUGGCAGCCAAGGAGGUGGAUACAAUGGAAAUCAAGGAGCUGGAUAUGGAAACCAAGGUGGCGGCUAUGGCAAUCAAGGUGGGGGAUAUGGAAAUCAAGGUGGUGGUUACAGUAACCAAGCAGGUGGCUAUGGAAAUCAAGGCUAUGGAAAUCAAGCUGCUGGCUAUGGCACCCCAGCUGCUGGUUAUGGCAACCAAGCUGCUGGAUAUGGAGCAGGUUAUGCUACUGACAAUAAAAGUGGUGGUAGUAGGGAGGGUAGUUUUAGCAAUCAGUCUAAUUACAAAGAUAAUUAUUGAGUUAACCAUGUUUUUAUCAUUAUAAGUUAUCUUGGAUCGAAGAUGGUCAGAUAGAGCUCUCCCGUUUUGGUAGAGGUCAUAAUUUAUAUAUUGUUGUUACGUAGUUAUUUAAAACAGAACAGAAUGCAGACUAAGUUAGUUUGUAAAUGACAUUGCGUUGUAUUUGGAUGAUUAGUAAAGCAAUAAGAGUAUAUACUAUAAGUAAGUACUAUAUAGUUCUUAAUGCAGCAUGUAAAUUGUGCACCAGGAGAUAUGCUGGGAUUUUGCUCUUGACUUUCUGUUUCACUUGAAUACCUGGUAUAAGCACUGUUGAUCUUACUUUAAUACUUAAAUAAUAGUGUUCACGAGUUUUUAUGCUAAAUGAUAUGAAUUGUCAGUGACAAGCUAAACUUCUAUGAAAGAAGCUAAUAAAUUUCAACAAUACAUGAUUGAUUUCUUCCCUAAGUAUCAAGGUGUGUAAAGUGAUGCCAGUGUUAUAUAUCUCUAUAUAUAAUCUGUAUACUCUAUUGAUCUUUAUCUUGAAACAUAUCAGAUUGGUUAGUCGUUAUCAGUGGACUAACAAUGUUUAUCAAUAUCAAUAGACUAAAUUUGAAACUGUUCGUACAUUUAAUGCCUACAGCUUUUGCAGCAACCUCGCGGCAAAUUCUAAUUGAAAGUCAAUGAACAGCAAUUUAUGAUGGUUCAUUACAUUUAAACAAACAUGACAGCCUUCUCACACCACUGUUUCCCUUUCUAGUCAGCUCAGCCGUUAUCAUGGGAGAUCGUAAGCGUGCAUAUGAUGAUGAAGGUGAUCAGAAAUUUGCCAAGAGAGACCGUCGAAAUGAGAAAGUCAUCAAAGUGCUUUGUCCCUAUUACAGUGCAGGUGCAGUCAUUGGUAAGGGUGGUGAAGCCAUCAAACAGAUCAAAGAAGAAACCGGUGCUAACAUCCAGGUCUCAAAAAACAAUGUUCGAUUUCCCAAUACUGAUGAACGAGUCAUAUCAAUAUCUGGCGAGCUCGAAUCCAUGCAUAAAGUAAUUGCUUUUGUUCAAGAGAAGAUUCGUACGGAUAAGGUCCCUCCACACGUCAAAAAUAUCAAUACUAGUCAGAACGAUGCUAGAAAAGCUACCUGUAAGAUCGUAGUUCCUGAUACCAGUGUUGGGAAGAUCAUAGGUAAGGCAGGAGCCAAUGUGAAUCGUUUGAAAGAUCAGUUCAAUGUUAAGAUUGGUACAAUGAAAAAGGAAGAGGCCAUCGAAGGCCUUCGUGAACGAAUCAUAACUAUAGAGAGUGAGGACACAAAGAAUGUAGAUGAUUGUGUGGCUGAGAUGGUAAAGGACGUGUACGAGGAUGAGAGGGGUCACAUGGACUAUAACGUGGAUUACGAGCGGUUCUCAACUGGAGGUGGUCGUGGUGGUGGUCGUGGUGAUGACAGAGGUUCAGGUGGAUAUGGAGGGGGUGACAAGUACGGGGGUGGUGAUCGAGGCAGCUACAGAAACGAACGUGGCAGCUAUGGAGGGGACCGUGGUGGCUACGGGGCUGCUUCUUAUUCUGCGCCUGCCUCCUACCCUCCUUCCUCAUAUGACAGGCCUGCUUACGGAGCUGAUAAAGGAGGGUAUGGAAGUAGUGGUGGGUAUGGUGCUAGUAGUGGUGGAUAUGGCGCUAGUGACAGCUAUAGUCGAGAUUACAACACCAGCUCGUCUGGCUACAGCCGUCCUGCCGACCCUUACAGCCGUUCUGACUCAUACAGUCGUGGUGGUGAGAGCAGGGAGACAUACAGUCGUGGUGAUAGCCGUGCUCCUGCACCCGAGGGUUAUGGCCGUGAUUCUCAAGGCCGUAGUGAUUCGUAUGGUCGUGACAACCGUGCUUCAUCUUACAACUACUAGUGCCUCUCUUACAACUGCUAGUCCUAGCCCUGGUCCUCUCCCCUGGUUGUAAGUCACAGACAUUUCCAUUAAUUUUACCAAAACACGUCCCUUAGCCCCCUGGUUGCUUACUUAGCCAGGCUCGGUGUUGAUGGUCUUUAUGUAUUUACUCUUUCGACAGCCAUGUUUACAAACUUAUGCAAGUCUCUAAUUUUAGUUAGAACAUUUUCAACAUGUUCUCAAACCAAGCUCUCCCGUCUGACUUGAAUUAUAAAAGUGUUAUUUUAUCUUAAAAUUUGAUUUAAUUCUUGAGAUCAUGCUGGAUCAUUUAAAUUUUACAAAUGAUAUAUAUUUGAUGUAAAAA
Molecule: messenger RNA, 3328 nt
Organism: Bolinopsis microptera
Lineage: Eukaryota; Metazoa; Ctenophora; Tentaculata; Lobata; Bolinopsidae
Product: heterogeneous nuclear ribonucleoprotein A2 homolog 2-like
Exons: 1
Coding region: 16-1125 (369 amino acids)
Biological process (GO): regulation of alternative mRNA splicing, via spliceosome; mRNA splicing, via spliceosome
Cellular component (GO): nucleus; cytoplasm
Molecular function (GO): mRNA binding
Source: RefSeq, a predicted model, not a curated record